UGUUAAUGAGUGAAACUAGCUUGAUAGCUUAUUCUGAUAGGGAAAUUGAGUCAUCUCUUAAGGAUUUAUUAGAGAGGAUUUUGAUGCAACUGGAGAAAUACAUUGAGAAUAAAAAUGAUUUAAAUGAAGUUGAAUAAGAGCUAAAAGAUUAUGAAGAUUAGUCUUAAUUAGUAAAUAUCAUAAAAAUCAUCUUCACUAAUCUAAUGCUAAAAAUAGAGAGGAAAAUCAGGUAAGAAUUCAAAUAUAUGAAAGGAAAUUAGAAAACAGCAUAGAUCCAAUUACGUCAUCAUAAAGUAUUAGAGCAGAGGAUGAAUAUGAAAAAUUGGAGUAAUCAAUCAUCAAAUAAGAGAGUGAGAUAAGGAAUCACAUUCGGGUAUGAAGUAAAUAUGAUUUGAACUUAGUUAGAACAAUAAUUGAAAUUACAUGCUGAAUCUAUACAAUAAAAAUUAGAAGACAGUGAAGCAACAAGAAAUGAGUUAUUAGAAACCACAAAAAAUAUGAUGAACGUAUAUUUAAUUCAAAUAAUAUAUGCUAGAUUUUGAAAAGAGAGAAUCAAAAGUAUUAUGAAGAAAAUCAAUUUUUGUAAGCUGAAUUAGUAUCUUACAAAGAAAAAAUUUAGUUGCUGGAAUUAGAGUAGCAAAAGAGAACUAUUGAACUUGAUCAUUUCGACUAUAAAGUUUAAUAACAACCAAAAAAUACACAAUAAAUAAAAGGGAUGAUUUAAAGAAAGUCAAAUGAUAAAGAAACAAAUAGGGUGAUUUCUCACUCUUAACAUAAACUCAGCAGUCAAUUCUAAGAAAGCACUGACUAUCCAACUUAAUCUUAAGGGUCGUUGAAUUAAAAUUAUUUCAAUAUUUUGUAAUUUGAAUAGAAUCACCCUAAUAAUUCAUUGAAUUAGUCAAUUAAUCAUUAAUAGGAAUAAAUCAAAGGCUAUCAAAUGAAGCAUAAAUCGAUUUGUUCAAUAAAUGAUUUACAAUAUUAGAAUGUGAUUAAAAAUAUUAAGACACACAUAGGAAAUUAUACUGUAUCAAAAAAUAACUCCUAAAAUUCAAGUAUAUUACAGAAAAACAUUCAUUGUAAAUACCAAUAAUCUAUUGUAGAAAAUAUUUAAACAUAACCCAGAAGCAGAAGUGGGAGUUUGAGACGGAACAUUUAUUAAAAAUAGAAGACGUCUAUUCAUUAAUGUUGAGCAAUGAC
Paramecium octaurelia is the source of this 1197-nucleotide messenger RNA. NCBI's taxonomy places the organism in Eukaryota, Ciliophora, Oligohymenophorea, Peniculida, Parameciidae. The record is from the annotation of a GenBank genome assembly.